This is a messenger RNA of Podarcis raffonei (Aeolian wall lizard), 2003 nucleotides long. It is a transcript of the gene EIF5A, whose product is annotated as eukaryotic translation initiation factor 5A. The record is from RefSeq and is a predicted model, not a curated record. Gene Ontology annotation, molecular function: ribosome binding; RNA binding; translation elongation factor activity. Gene Ontology annotation, biological process: positive regulation of translational elongation; positive regulation of translational termination. The coding region runs from base 150 to 614 and encodes 154 amino acids. The transcript is spliced from 6 exons. Lineage: Eukaryota; Metazoa; Chordata; Lepidosauria; Squamata; Lacertidae.
AAAGCGACAGCGCGAGAAGAGGCGGGAGGGAGGGGGAAAGGGCGAGAGGAGGCGAUAAGUGCGCGUGCGCACUGCGGGCUGGGUUGCAGCAGGCAGCGGCGGCGGCGGCGGUUGAGCUCGCGGGCGGUUUCCAUAACAUCUGUUCCACCAUGGCUGAUGACCUAGACUUCGAGACCGGCGAUGCCGGGGCCUCCGCGACCUUCCCCAUGCAGUGCUCUGCUCUCCGCAAGAACGGCUUUGUGGUGCUCAAAGGGCGUCCCUGCAAGAUUGUGGAGAUGUCCACUUCCAAAACCGGCAAGCACGGUCAUGCCAAAGUGCACCUUGUUGGCAUAGACAUCUUCACCGGGAAAAAAUAUGAAGAUAUCUGCCCUUCCACCCACAACAUGGAUGUGCCCAACAUUAAGAGAAAUGACUUCCAGCUUAUUGGGAUCCAGGAUGGGUACCUCUCCCUGCUCCAGGACAGCGGGGAAGUCCGGGAGGAUUUACGCCUUCCCGAGGGAGACCUGGGCAAGGAGAUUGAACAGAAAUAUGACUGUGGCGAAGAAAUCCUGAUCACCGUACUGUCUGCAAUGACCGAGGAAGCUGCAGUUGCUAUCAAGGCCAUGGCUAAAUAAAGGAACCACAGGGCAGCAGUUUCAACUUGUUAUGAACCAGAGAGGAUCGCAACCCGCAGACUGUCAGAUUUGGCUCCAAACCACCCAAAUCUCUCUCUCUUUUUUUUCUUCCCCCCCUCCUCUAAAAAGCAAAAAAAGGACAAAAAAGCAAAACCCUCCCACACCCACUCACUCCCUUUUGAAUUAAAACAAAAGAAAAGAAACUUUUUUGUGGUCUUUUUAAAAGCAGAAAAGCUGGACGCUUAAUUGUAUUCCUUUUGUUAUGAUUUCACUUGUUUUGGUCCCCCCCUCGCCCCGGUCCUCCCAGUCCCCCUCCCCUCUCUCGGGUGCUAGUAACACUACAGUUGUUUUCUGGCAAGAGAAGUUGAGAAUUUGCACUUAAGAAAAGGAAGAAAAAAAAGAAUAAUAUUUAAACGGCUAGAAGGAGGGGGGGAAAUUGCAGGAGACUCUUGUUGAUUUUUUCUCUCUCUCUCUCUCUCUCAAGUUUUAAUGCUUUCUGUUAAGAUUGGUGGCGGCGCUGAGGAGGGAGCUGCCUCCCCCCCCCCCCAGAACAACAAACUGAGCAAAAAUUAUAAAAAAUUUACCAUUGCGAAUUGUGAAGAGUCGCACUCUUAACCCUGUCAAAUGUGUUUGUUCUCGUGAGCGUUUUCUGUUGAGGGGAGGGGACGCCCCCCCCUCCGCAUAGUGGUGGUUGCGGCAAUUCGGUAAAUUCUUUUGGGACGGCAUCCUUGUGCUUUGGAGGUUAACCCAUUAAAUGUGGUUUUUUUGUGGGGGCGGCGGCGGCGGGAUCACUGCUCUAGUUGCUGAGCUUGCUUAAAACUCCCUUCUUUAACCCCUUCCCUUCUAGAGCACAGAAGCCCCCCCCCCCCAGAUCUGGAAGUGGGGGGCAGGCGGUGUUCCUGCCAAAGGCAUGGAACUCUGCCCUCCCCCCGAAAUGGGAGGAGAAACCCGCUCGCGGCUGCCUGGCGAAUGACACACUUCUCUCUUUUUUUUGCCCCUCGCCCUCAUCCCACCUGGGCUCUGAUCCCUGUCAAUCAUGUUCAAGGACACCCCCCCCCUUUCCCUGGCAACCAGUGCUGUCGCUGCCUCCCUUCUGUCCUUGGAGCUAGCUAGAAAGUCUCUAGCACGCCCCCCCUUUCCGCCUCAAGCCCUUUUCCCCAGGCUGGGUAACUGCGCAUCCCCCACCUACGAGCUGUUCAGGGUAAGGGGGUCUUCUGGGGUAGGUAACAAACUAGCCCCCACCCCACCCGCUGCCCAUUUCCUUGGUUCAUAUUUACUCCCUUCUGCUGUUCACAGGUCAGCGCUGUGGCCUCCUCCUCCCUCUCCCCCUGUUAAUCCAACACAUUUGUUAAUCAACCUCAAUAAAAAAAACAAGUUUAAUAUGAAAAA